UUUACCCUGCCACCUUGAUGGGUUCACAGCUCAUUUAUAAGAGCUGAGAAGGCGUAUGAUGCCGAGGAGCUUGCAGUUCACUACGUACAUAUAUAUGUCGAUGGCUACAUUCUGGACCUAUGAUUAUGCAUGUUCACUUCAUGAAGAGUGGUCAUUUUUGCUUCGAUCGCACUGGACCAAAGUGAAAGGCCUGUAUAUUGUCACACGAUACCUCCCCUUUAUCAUGCUCGCCAUGAAUCUAUGUAUGAGCUUUACCCCGAAUGAGAACCCAGGUAAAUGCGGGGCGUUGGAUCGUAUAAGUUCAGGGUUCGGCAUGCUAUUAGCCGUUUGCUCCGAGUGCUUUUUCAUCCUCAGAACAUAUGCGCUCUGGAACAAAAAUAGAAUUUUGCUCAUAGCCGUGCUAUCUACCUGUUUCACUUUUCUCGUAGUAUCCCUCAGCAUUGCCGUCGACGCUACGGUCGCCGUAACAUAUGCGACUAGCGCGAUCCCGGGAAUUAUGGGGUGCUACUGGAGUUCGACCAGUUAUUGGCUCUUCAUACCUUUUCUUUUCUUUUGCAUUUUCGAACUGGAACUCAUGAUACUCACGCUCAUACGCGCCAUACAGAACUGGCGGACAAACCCAAGCCAUCUGUACGUUAUCCUGGUGAACCAUAACAUAUCCUAUUAUGCAUGCGGUUUUUUGUUCUCUGUAACGAACGUCUUCACAUCACUGCUCCUCAAGUAUUCCUACCACACCAUGUUUUACAAUUUCCAGUUCAUGAUCCUUGCUAUCCUCGCCACGCGCAUGCAUCUCCAUCUCUGGCAGACGGACCGACAUCCACACGGCUCUAGUACCCUCGCGAGCAUUCCAAUGUCCGAGAUGCCAUCUGUAAAUUCUACGGUGUGAUGUCUUAUCCUGUGGCGUAUUGGGUAUCGUUCGUGGAGCGACGCUUUGUCCGUACAAGGUGAUCUGCGGAGGUGGGCUUGGUAGAGUUGGUUACGUUCUUAACUUAUAGGAUGAGUCUGUCGAAGGGUGGGAGGAACAUUUGUAUGCCUUCGUCUAUUUAAAAAAACAAUUCGGGCUUACUACUCCCGGCUUUCUAUCGCAC
Molecule: messenger RNA, 1088 nt
Organism: Suillus discolor
Lineage: Eukaryota; Fungi; Basidiomycota; Agaricomycetes; Boletales; Suillaceae
Exons: 16
Coding region: 56-886 (276 amino acids)
Source: RefSeq, a predicted model, not a curated record